CCGGCUCACAGGAUUGGCCCUUUCGAUGUCGGCAUGGCCGUCCGGGUUGGCUCCGCGCGGCGAAGCUGGAGGUUUUUGAUUUGCCUCGCGGGGGGAUUACUCUUCGUGAACGCAUUACUUUCAUUACUUCCCAGCUUCGCACUCCCGAGCGCACUGGCAGAUGGACACAGAUCGCUUGUGGAUUUCAAGACUCCGGAGACAGAUCGCUACCGUCCCAUUACCAUCUUCAACCUCGAGGAAGUCGCGAAGAGAUUUCCCAGGUUGGCUGAAUGUCUGGAUGACAUUCGUUUAUCCUCCUUGGUAUUUCCCUUCAAGGUUAGCCCUUACGUCUUGGAGGAAUUGAUCGAUUGGCAGAGGGAGGGAUCCAUUCGAGACGACCCCUUCUACCGUUCCCUGGCGCGUUUUCAUGGGAUGAGGAUCAUGGUAUUUUGA
Molecule: messenger RNA, 432 nt
Organism: Cladocopium goreaui
Lineage: Eukaryota; Dinophyceae; Suessiales; Symbiodiniaceae
Source: the annotation of a GenBank genome assembly